CGGGGGGGAGGUCAGCAGCCGUCUCAGCUUGAGGAGCGCACCCAUGUGCGUCCAGGUGCUUUCAAAGCGGGCCUUCAAGAUCGGCUCCUGCGCCACCAUCUUUGCCUCAGGACUGCUGUAUGCUGCUGUCGACAAGCGGAUCGCGCCGUCGCUGGCAGACCUGGCAGCCUUCGGGUCCCUCCUCGAGGCCCAGGAGACCCUCGCCCACGGGCAGGGCAGCCGCGCCGCGCACCGGGAAGGCCCGCCGAGCACUCCGGGGCGGCACGGCGCGGUGGGCCAGCCCCCGCUCCGGCACGCCCCAGCGGGCAGCGGGCGUGCCAUACCGCCGCAGUUGGUGCUGACCGCGAAGCACGGCUCCCUGGAGGAGAUGCCGCCGGCGGUGCAGGAGAACGUCCGCCGAACGCUGGCGCUGAACCCCGAGCUGCGGGCGCGCUGGCUUGGCGACGAGGCCUGCGGCGACUUCCUCCGCGCCAACUUCGGGGGCGCGCUGUUGGCCGCGUUCCGCGGCGAGCGCCGCGGGAGCUACCGGGGGGACAUCUGCCGGUCCGCGGUGCUGGCGUUGGAGGGUGGUUUCUACGUGGACUUGGACGUGGAGAUGCGCGUGCCCUUCCCGAGGGACGAAGCCAGCGAGGACGGCGGGGUGCUCAACGCCCUCCUCGCGGCCACGCCCGGCAGCGAGGUGAUGCGGGCCGUGCUCGCCGCCAUCGAGGGGUGGUACGGGGGCCGCCGUCAGGACCGCGAGGACGCCUCUGGCUGGAUGGGCCCGGCCACGCUGCUGCGUGCGUUGCGGGACGUUGCCGCCCGCGACUGCCCCGCGGUGGACUUCAGCGACGGCGCGCGGCUGCAGCGCGCGUGCGGGCCGCGCAACCAGGUGCGGCUCUACCAGGAGCGGAAGCUGCGAUGCUUCGGGGGCGUGCGCGCCCGCGAGAGCCUUGAGGAGUGCCCGCGGGAGCGGAGGGAGUUCGAGGGCCUGCAGUUCGGCAUCUUCGAGCCUGGGCCGGGGAGGACCUUGGUGGUCGGGCGGGUGAAACCGGGGGCCGUCGUGGUCGCGCCGAUGAGCUGCAACCGCGUCGGCUCAAGUCUUUUGCUGGAGGGAGAGGCCCUCGCCCGGAUGCGCUUCCGCGGCUCCGGGUGCGGCCUCCCGCUCGCGAGCAACGCCAUUCUGCUGCUCCUGGCUCGCUGGUGGUUGCAGCCGUCGGCGCCCGCGGCACCGGAGGCGCCUGCCGCGCCUCCGCAGGCGGCAGCGCCGCCCCCGCUCUUCGAGGCGGGCCCUCUCUCGGCGCCGGGAGAGGCCGCGGGGGUGCAGGUGCUGCUGGCCGACUGCCUGGCGGCCGCCUCGGGCGCGAGGGAGGCGGCCCGCGCCUGCCCCUCGCCGUGCCCGCCCUGCCGCCCCUUGCGAGGCGGAGGGCGGGCAGCGGCCUUCCCUGGCUCGGGGGAGGCGGCGCUGUGCAGUUUCCUGCUGCUUGCCUCCGAGCGGGUGCGCUGGGGGCUCACGCUCGUCGGGGCGGCGGCGCGCCUCUCUUGCCGGGGCCGCGCCAGGCGGCCCGCCAUCGGGGGCGACCCCAACCUGAGCGCGCAGCGGCCUGUGCGCUGGGUGCCGCGAAGCUCGGCGAGCGCGACCAGGCCGCUGGUGCAGGCGCUCCUGCUGCUGCCCCUGCUCCUGGUGCUGCUGCAGACGGCGGUGCGCUCGCCAUGUUGGUUGCUGGCGGUGGCGGAGGCUCCUUGGCAGGCGGCAUCGCCGCAGGCGCUCCCAUGGCCGCUGAUGGCGCCGCCGCGGCCGCCCCCGCCCCCGCAGCUGCCGCUGGCGCGGCGGCUGCGCCUGCCGCAGCUGGUGGGCUUGCUGGGCUGGCGGCGCUGGUGGCUGGGUCCCCUGGUGGACAUGCUAAUGGUGAAGCUGUGGCAGGGCCCGCAGCCCACGACGGUGGAGGCGGCGGGCCAGGCGGCGCUGGGCGCUGGAGCGGCCGCAGGCGACCCGAUCGUCCCGAUGCAUCACGAGUUCUCGGAGAUCAUGCAGGUGGCCCAGUCGUACGAUCAACUGGAUGGGUCGAACUUGGCGUCGAUGGAGCUCGCGGCGAGGCAGCUCCAGCUUUGUGAAGAAAGGUACAAGGACAAGCUGGUGUGCUCGCGGGCCCUCGGCAACGGCGGCGACGAGCAGUUCUUCUUCACAGGGAUGCAGUCCACGCGUGGGCUCAUGGCGUCGCCCGCCCUGUCUGGGUGGAUCUCGAAGCAGCUGGUUGCUGAGUCGGCCAUCGCGAAGGAGCGCCGCGAGGCGCGCGAGGAGCGGCAGCUGCUCCACCCGCACGCUGGUGGCCGAGGCGGUGGACAAGGCGGCGGCUCGGGCAAGGCUGGCAAGUCAUAG
This is a messenger RNA of Prorocentrum cordatum, 2359 nucleotides long. The record is from the annotation of a GenBank genome assembly. NCBI's taxonomy places the organism in Eukaryota, Dinophyceae, Prorocentrales, Prorocentraceae.